AGAACGCAUACCAUGACUAAUGAGAAUGAAUUUUUUGUAUAAAUCUUAAAUAUAUUCGAUGUAAAAUUUUUAGUAAUUAAUCAGAAGUGAAAGUGUUCGGCUGAUAGAAGGAAAAAGUUGUGUUGUGAGCUGUGUUGCUGGGAUCCUUAUAAACGGCAACAUUUUUACAAUUUCUAUCUACGAUGCAACCAUUUGCGGGUAACACAAUGGCGACCGAGACACCAAGUCUGUCACCUGAGAGGGUAACUUCCCCAACGCCUUGCCGAAAUCUUACAUUUUCCAUUGCAAAAAUUAUGGAACCGGACAAACGAUUGACCGAGCAAAGCGCUAAUCCGGUGCCUCCACCACCGCCAGCGAUGCCAGCGACAACAACGACAACGAUUCUUCAGCUGCCAAACAUUUCUUCCCCAUCAUACUCGGCGCAUUUGAAGUCGGCGUUUGAGAAGUAUGUACCGACCUUGAGGCAUCAAGAUUUGCUCCAACAUUAUCCCGUAUUAUCUAAAUAUUAUCCAUUGUACUAUCCGAAUCCCUUGCUGAGGGCGUUCCCAGGCCCUCCCGCUUCGACCCCAUCGAUCACUCAGAAUUCGCCACCUCCCACAACUAUUCAAGAGGCUUCUUCGAGAUUGAAUCUAACCAACAUAUCACCAGAAAAUCAGCGGGGCAAGAAGAGCCCAGCGCCGCGUAGUGACCUCGGUACUGCGAAUAAGCAAAAGACUUUCACUUGUCCGGAAUGCGGCAAGGUGUUCAAUGCACAUUAUAAUUUAACUAGACACAUGCCAGUGCAUACGGGCGCCCGACCAUUUGUUUGCAAGAUUUGUGGCAAAGGUUUCCGUCAAGCCAGCACUCUUUGCCGACAUAAGAUCAUCCACACCGCUGAAAAGCCGCACAAGUGCGUGACAUGCGGCAAAGCCUUCAAUCGUAGUUCUACUCUCAAUACCCAUACACGUAUACAUGCCAAUUUCAAACCGUUUGUCUGCGAGUUUUGCGGCAAGGGUUUUCACCAAAAGGGUAACUAUAAGAACCACAAGCUCACACAUAGCGGCGAGAAAGCGUACAAGUGCAACAUAUGCAAUAAAGCGUUUCAUCAAAUCUAUAAUCUGACAUUCCAUAUGCACACACACAAUGACAAGAAACCGUUCUCCUGCAAGAUCUGUGGCAAAGGCUUUUGUAGAAACUUUGACCUCAAGAAACACAUGCGGAAACUGCAUGACGCGAGUUCACCAGUGCUUAGCGGAUUGGAUGCCUCGGGCCAGAGUCAUAAUCAACAAUCGAGCUUUUCGUCAGUAUAUCACGGCCCGGAACAUUCUAUCGUCAGUCCAUUUAUACUUCCUCCACCUGGAUCCACCAGUUACCACUCUUUGAAUUCGAUGAUCCUUCUCCAGGAUUUAAGUAUGCGCAUUAAUACUGUGUCUGUGAGGUGAAGUUUAUCGAGAACAAAAAAAGUGUUUAAAUUGAGAUCUUUUUUAUUAUUUCUUAAAUCAAUAUGACGUCAGAGAUAUUAAUAUCGUAACAACAUUUGCUUUAUAUAAAAACUUUGCAAUCUGUAUUUACGAAAUUGUAGUCCAUAGAGUAGUGGGUUAAACGAACAAACACAUGGUUAGACGUCUAAUUAAACCGUUAUUAUUCUACGAAAAUGUAUGUAUAUGUGUGCGUGAGGUAUAAAUGUAAUAGUAUAUAAAGAUACAGAUAUAUCAAUGUAUCGCGUUUUAUCCAUAAAACAGCGAUCUUGUGGGAGUUUGAACUCUUCACUUUAAAAUCCUCUUAAAUCCCUCAGAAUUUCGAAAAACCUAAUAAUAUAGAAUUUAAAAAAUGAUGUUAAUCAUACAUAAUAAAAGCAACAUUUUGCCGCCAAAUUCAUUUCUGUAUGACUCCCAAAUCAAGUAAAAAAUUCUAUACUAGGAUUACUUUUGAACUCCGAAUUUUUGUAACUUUUGGUGGCUGUUUACACGAUUUAUGCCGAAGUUAUAACAUCGAUGUUAUAAAACUGGCUAAUCAUAGCUAUUUCUCUGUGAUUGGCUACUUUCAUAACAUCGAUGUUAUAACUUCGGCGUUAAUCGAGCCGUGUAAACGUAAUCAAUAAGAGCAUUGUAACAACUUAUAGUUUGCGCAAAUAUCUUUAGUCUAACUAGACCUUUAAAAUAAAAUACAAUUCAACUCCUUUUUCCAGUUUCUCAAAAUAACUCGAACGUUCCCUAUUCUUCCUUGAUAUCAAUG
Molecule: messenger RNA, 2214 nt
Organism: Acromyrmex echinatior (Panamanian leafcutter ant)
Lineage: Eukaryota; Metazoa; Arthropoda; Insecta; Hymenoptera; Formicidae
Biological process (GO): regulation of transcription by RNA polymerase II
Cellular component (GO): nucleus
Molecular function (GO): DNA-binding transcription factor activity, RNA polymerase II-specific; RNA polymerase II cis-regulatory region sequence-specific DNA binding
Source: RefSeq, a predicted model, not a curated record